Adineta ricciae is the source of this 987-nucleotide messenger RNA. The record is from the annotation of a GenBank genome assembly. NCBI's taxonomy places the organism in Eukaryota, Metazoa, Rotifera, Eurotatoria, Adinetida, Adinetidae.
AUGACAUCAAAUAUUUCCACAGCAAUAACAAUUGAUUCAUCUGUGAAUCGAUUAAUUUCAGCACGAAUUGGAUUUCGGCAAAUUGGUCAGCCAAUUCUUUUCACUUUCGGUCUGAUUGGUUGUUCAUUAAACAUCCUUAUAUUUCUCCGUCCAUCAUUAUGUACAAAUUCUUGUGCGAUCUGUUUUCAUACAAGUACAUGGGCAAAUCUAUUCUGUUUAACAUUCAGUUUAUUUGUUGGAAUGAUUUCAUUUUUUAUCAAUUAUAAUUUAUUGUUAUACAAUACACUUUCGUGUAAAAUGCGAUAUUAUAUUUUAACAAAUUGUCAACUGAUCAGUCGUGCGUGCGUUGUUUUCGCAUGUUUAGAUCGUUUUUUCUUGUGUUCACCGAAUGUUCAUCAUCGAUUAUUUUGUCGAUCGAAAAUUGCCAUUCGAAAUCUGUUCAUUAUCAUUGGUUUUUGUUCCUGUUUAACAGUUUAUGUUUUAGUUGUUUAUGACGCAUUUCCUCAAACACGUCAAUGCACAACGAAUUCAAGUGCUGGAAGAAUUAUCGAUACAGCUGUUUUGUUUGUUUUCAAUUUUGGAAUUCCAGCGGUGUCGAUGACAAUUCUGAGUUGUGCAAUUCUUUGGCGAUUGAAACAAAAUGCGAAGAGAUUGGAUCAACAAAAAAUAAACGUUCGUAAACGUGAUGUUCAACUUGCGACAAUGCUUCUUGGCCAAGUUGUUUUAUAUAUUUUGACUGCGUUGCCCUUUGUGAGCAAUUUUGUUUAUAUCACACUUACACAAUAUGAUUUACCAUCGAGUAAAUCAGCUUAUCGAAGUUCUGCGGAGAGUUUAGCGAUAACAGCGACAGGAGCUUUUGGGAUUUAUGUAUUUAAUGCGAUGACAUUUUAUGUUUACACAUUAACUGCGCCAAGUUUUCGCCGUCAAUUAGUUUCAUCAGUCAUCCCGAGAAGAUGGAUCAAUGGUUUUCAACGAGCUGAUCCUUAG